Messenger RNA from Hyaloscypha bicolor E, 969 nucleotides. Its product is annotated as NAD(P)-binding protein. Lineage: Eukaryota; Fungi; Ascomycota; Leotiomycetes; Helotiales; Hyaloscyphaceae. Bases 1 to 969 code for a protein of 322 amino acids. The record is from RefSeq and is a predicted model, not a curated record. The transcript has 2 exons.
AUGGUUUUGCACAUCAAGAAAGUAGCCGUAGCUGGACCGAAUGGCAAUACUGGGCCAACAGUCGUGAAGACUCUUGUCGCCUCCGGCUUUGACGUGACAGCUGUCACACGCUCCCUUGCAAAGACAAGAGAUAUUCUAGGCCCUGAGAUCGACAUCAUAGAAGUUGACUACCUCUCUCAGCACUCUCUUGUCUCAGCACUCAGGGGCAUCGAUGCUGUCGUUGUCUGCGGGGUGGGAAUGUUACCAGAGCAAACCAACCUCAUCGACGCCGCCAUCGCGGCCGGCGUGCGGCGUUUUCUUCCUGCCUCUUUAGAUACCGACAUCAGCAAUCCUGUCCUUCGCUCCUUCCCGUUUGCCCAGAACAAAACUAUCGUCCAAGAAUACCUCAAGAGCCGUGAAUCAGUCAUCUCCCACACGAGUAUCAGGACCGGUCCGCUGCUAGACUACGUUCUUUCCCUCGGUGCGAUAAUCAAUAUGAGAGAGCACUCCAUGACUCGGUUUGAUGAUGGCGAGAAGAAAUUCAGUACCGCCACGAUCCAAACAGCGAGCAAAGCAGUAGCCGCGGUGCUGAGGAUGGGAAAAGAGGCGGAGAAUCGUGAUUUCCGGGUUCAUGAUAUUGUAACGAGCCAAAACGAACUGCUGAAAUGGGGGAAAGAGGUUGUUCCGGAUGCUGAGUGGACUGUCACGCCUGCGAACACGGAGGAUAUGGCGAAGAAAGUGGUGGAAGCGAGUAAGGUGGAUCCAGAAAGCCGAAUGGUGGAUAUCAUGUUCAAGGCGCUUGCUAUUUUUGGGAAGGAAUUCAACUCUGUUUUUGAGGAGGCCAAUAAUGAGGUGUUAGGUAUUGGGAUGAUUGGUGAAAGUGAGGUUAAGGAGAUGUUGAGGAGUUUUGCUGGUGCAGUGCAGAGUAGCGCCGGGGAGCGUGAUGCAGCCAUCAUCAACAAGCUAAGCUCUAGCGGAAACGAAGAAUGA